Messenger RNA from Talaromyces amestolkiae, 1587 nucleotides. RefSeq lists its product as uncharacterized. The transcript has 4 exons. Bases 1 to 1587 code for a protein of 528 amino acids. NCBI's taxonomy places the organism in Eukaryota, Fungi, Ascomycota, Eurotiomycetes, Eurotiales, Trichocomaceae. The record is from RefSeq and is a predicted model, not a curated record.
AUGCCUCAAUUGGCUGAAGCACGAUCUGAAGAUGACGACUGGACUGGUCUGAAAGACAAAUUGGAAAGACGGAAGAGGCAGACUCGGCUCGCUUUACGAGCGCUUCGCAAGCGUAAAGCUAUGCAGCGUGCGGCAAAGCAUGACAGUCUCUCCGAAGAUGUCAUAACGCUCAACAAAGACACUACCGCAAAAACACAGACUAGAAGCCUGGAGCAGCAAUCUGGGCUUUAUCUGUCUUCUGGUCUUUUCAUUCCUUCUGCUGUCAGCCAUAGUGGGCGUGUUAUCCCUGAGCGUUAUCUAUAUCCGAUUUCGCGUGACCAUCUACUACCGCUUCUCGAGUACAAUGUCUACCGAGCAAGUAUCACCAACCUUCUCAUCAUGGGUCAUGUACAUCUCAUUAAUGAAACCUGUGGGUUCCACGGCUCGGUCAUCAUCUUCCCGAACCCCUAUCAAGGCCUCAGCAUCCCGCCAACUCUGCAGCGAACCGCUCUCCAGCAAUCCACUUCAUACCCAGAUUGGAUUGACCUCAUUCCGUCUCCUCAGAUGCGAGACAAUGCCAUCCAAACACAGCAUCUAUUUACCAAUAAAGAGCUUGCGGCUGAUCUUCUGACCGGAAUGACCCCCCCACCAGCAAUUAAUGUCCAUCGUCACCAAAGGAAAAUGCCAGAUUUUCUAGAUCUGAACAUCGACGCGCUGAAGUAUCCAGACGUUGUUGAUACAGGAAAAUCGGCAACACCAACGAAGUCGCUAUCCGAAAUAAUCAAAACUGCUUUCAAAACUGAUACGGCCAGUCUUCCAGACGAAAAAGAUGUAUCUGUUCCGAAGGGUAUCUUGCCAUCAGAUUAUAAAACAUUCCUUAUCCUGCAAGACUUCCUGCAACCAAAAAGUACGACCAAUAUCAGAGAUGCGAUAGAUCGUCUUAUAGAUGUUUUCCCAGACGGAGACAUGCGCUUCAUAAAUAGCGUCAGUCUUGAACUUGCUGAGCAGAUUCCAUACAACCACCCUUCUCAUGCUAAACUAGCAAGAUUACUAUGGGGUGUCGGGAGGAGUGAGGCGCGAAUUGGAAAAUUGAAGCGGAAGAACAUCCAGAUUGGAACAGACAGUUUCUAUCAAACCCUCCAAGAAAAUAUUGUAGAUGACAAGCCCUGGCCCGACACUGAUCCGGCUCGUUACGUUAAUUUUCAAGCUUUCGAAGCUCAUCUCAACGACACAGGUGUCUUUCUAGCCUCGCCUUAUCGAGCGUUGCAAGCGAUGAAUAGUGCUUUUUUCGAGGGUGAAGACCGUUCGCAGAACACGCCCGAGAUCCGUGACGCGUGGGUUCUCGGCGCUGCACAGUGGAUUCUGUGGAACGGACAGCAGUUGUUCAAACUUGUUCAUUGGCGCGAGGAACUUGACACCUCUUCAGAUCUGGUGGAAAGACACCGGGAUGAGAAUGGCAACCCAAUCCCGAGGAAAAAUUGUUGGCAUGAUUGGAAGCAUGGGUUCGAAGAGGUUGUUGCAUCCGGUACUUAUGGUAAAGACUGUGUUGAUGUUUGCACGAGGGUGAUAGAGAUUAUGACUACGUUGGAAAGGGUAAUGGUUUUCUAG